UAUCUGCUCGGCGGCCUCGUCUCAUGUCCACACAAUUCAUUCCUCUUUCUUCUUAUCUUUCAUAUCUUAUAUAUUUUAAUACCGUACUACUAAUCUUUCAUAUUUCACAUUCUGUCAGUCUAAUAUUCUACGCAUCAACAAUCCAUGCAAUCGCAUCCUAUAGCUUAAUACUUCUCUUCUUCUUUUUUUCUUUCUAUAAUCUUUUGUCAACUGAGAGAAUGAUUUUCAGAUGCUGUAGAUUUUUCUCCUUUAUUUGUUUCAUUAUGAAAAAAAGAAAACUAUUUUCUCAAAGUUGAUUUGCUAUGAAACUACUGAUUGUUUUUUUUAGUUUGCAAAUGGUAAGAGUGAUGUGCAGAUCGGCUCCAUAUCAGAGUCAACAGCAGGUGCCAGUCCAUGGCCGAUCUGACUGCCGCUUGGAGCCAAUAUUUAGUUAAAGGGAUACACACAUAUAAAAAGGAACGGAUGAUUUCUAAAGCUUUAGAUUGCUUUAUCAUGACGAGGAAGCAAGGCACCGAGUUCAAUAUUGUCAUAUUGCAAGGAUGUUGUUGGCAAUAUUGUUAUCUACGGCUUCAGAAACCAUCCCUUUCUUGCUUAAUUUAUGGAAUCUGUAAUAUACAGAUUGACACACCUAGUAAUGAAGGGAUGAUUUCUGAAACUUUAGUAACUUUAUCAAGAAUGUUGUUGCAAGGCAGGUGUGGUCGUGGGUGAGAAAUCAUCA
Molecule: messenger RNA, 718 nt
Organism: Gossypium raimondii (Peruvian cotton)
Lineage: Eukaryota; Viridiplantae; Streptophyta; Magnoliopsida; Malvales; Malvaceae
Exons: 3
Coding region: 394-708 (104 amino acids)
Source: RefSeq, a predicted model, not a curated record